Messenger RNA from Podospora pseudocomata, 1287 nucleotides. RefSeq lists its product as uncharacterized. Gene Ontology annotation, biological process: DNA repair. The record is from RefSeq and is a predicted model, not a curated record. NCBI's taxonomy places the organism in Eukaryota, Fungi, Ascomycota, Sordariomycetes, Sordariales, Podosporaceae. Gene Ontology annotation, molecular function: ATP-dependent chromatin remodeler activity; ATP binding. The transcript has 3 exons. Gene Ontology annotation, cellular component: nucleus. The coding region runs from base 1 to 1287 and encodes 428 amino acids.
AUGUUCAGGGUUGUCGUCGAUGAGGUACAUCUGAUCAAGCGACCCCACACAACACUUUUCAAGGCAGCGUGUGAAAUCCGCGCAAACUUCGGAUGGUGCCUCACAGCUACUCCCAUUCAGAACCGGCUGGAAGAGCUCGGGUCGCUCCUUGCUUUCCUACCAAUCGACCAGCUACAAAACCAGGCCAUGUUCAAGAAGAAGAUCAUGGAUGCGUCUUCGCCAGAUGCCCAUACUGUACCCUGGCAAUUCACUCUAUUGCUCGAGGCACUGUGCCUUAGGAGGCCAAAACAGAUGCUCGAGUUGCCUCUGAUUGAGGAACGCUACCACUACAUCACGCUCUCCCAAGAGGAAAGAAACCGGUAUGACAAGACAGCUGCUGACAUGAGCAACUGGAUCAAUCACAAAGCCGGCUUACGUGCAGACCAACGGGACCAUUUUGGUAUCUUCCAAGUCCAGCUCCAGCUUCGCUUGGUCUGCAACCAAGGGACGUUCCAAAAGCCUUUCCAACGACGUGGCCGCAGAGACAAGCUGCCAGAGCGGGAUGAGUUUCUCUAUGCUCUAGGUUCAAGCGCUGAUAUUGAAUGUUCCAUGUGCGGGAUACCGGUCCCUGCCUUUGAUGCAACACCUCCAAAACUCCGUCACGGCUGUGGGCAUGUAAUCUGUCCAGAGUGCAUCCCCUCCGAUGAACAGAGAUCAGCGAACAAGACCUCGUGCUUGUAUUGUGAUGGGCAUAUAAGUCCAAAAUCAGACGCCCUGACGCCAAAUAGCGGUGACGACAGCAAUGACAAGGUGGACCAUUUCGAUCUUUCAGGAGUCUCAUCGAAAAUCGAAGUCCUGAUCCGGGACCUCCAGCAAACCCCAAGAGACACGAAGAGGUACGUCGGCUCUGCUAGACUGGCCGAAAUCCUUGAGAACCAAGCUUACAUCAACUCACCUAGCAUUGUAUUUUCCUGCUGGACAAGAACCCUGGACCUGGUCGCACUCCAUCUCACUCGGAUGAAGAUCCUUCAUCAACGAAUUGACGGCAGGCAAACACUGGCAGAAAGACAGCACAACAUGAGCCGUUUUGUGUCUGACGAGGGCACCUCCGUUCCAGUUCUGCUCAUGACUACCGGUGUCGGUGCAUUCGGGCUCAACCUCAAAGCUGCUAACCACGUCUACAUUCUCGAGCCCGAGUGGAACCCAAGCGUCGAGAGUCAAGCCCUCGGUCGUGUUGCCCGCCGUGGUCAGAAGAAGACUGUCCUAGUCACGAGAUACCUGGUUCAUGGCACCGUGGAGAUUGUAUGA